This is a messenger RNA of Beauveria bassiana ARSEF 2860, 1629 nucleotides long. Its product is annotated as amino acid permease. Lineage: Eukaryota; Fungi; Ascomycota; Sordariomycetes; Hypocreales; Cordycipitaceae. The record is from RefSeq and is a predicted model, not a curated record. Gene Ontology annotation, biological process: transmembrane transport. The transcript is spliced from 3 exons. Bases 1 to 1629 code for a protein of 542 amino acids. Gene Ontology annotation, cellular component: membrane. Gene Ontology annotation, molecular function: transmembrane transporter activity.
AUGGAAGUCGAAGCGGCGCCCACGCCGCCGCGCAGGCUCUCCCGCCAGGAAGCCGCCGCCGCCGCCAUCAAGGACACGGCGGUGCUGGAGCAGCUCGGCCACAAGCAAGAGCUCAAGCGCAACUUUUCCAUGAUUUCCAUGCUGGGCCUAGCUUUUGCCAUUCUCAACACCUGGACCGCGCUGGCCGCCUCCAUCACGCUCGCGCUGCCGUCGGGCGGCUCCAGCGCCGUCAUCUGGGGCCUCGUGGUCGCCGGCCUGCUCAACCUGUGCCUGGCCGCCUCGCUCGGCGAGUUCCUCUCGGCGUAUCCCACCGCCGGCGGCCAGUACCACUGGGUGGCCAUUAUCGCGUGGAAGCGCUGGGCCCGCGGCCUCAGCUACGCCACGGGCUGGAUCAACGUGUCGGGCUGGAUCGCUCUGACGGCCACGACGGGCCUGCUCGGCAGCACCUUUGUCGUCAACAUUAUUUCACUGCUGCACUCAGACUAUGAGCCUAAACCGUGGCAUCAGUUUUUGAUUUACAUUGGAUUCACCCUGGCGGCGCUAGUCAUCAACGCCUUCUUAACGCGCAUCCUGCCAAUGGUUACGCAGGCCGGAUUCCUGUGGUCGCUGGCAGGCUUUGUCAUAAUCAGCAUCACGAUUCUGGCUUGCUCAUCGGGCGACUAUCAGAGCGGCGAAUUUGUGUACACCCAAUUCACCAACGAGGUUGGGUGGCCUGAUGGUCUUGCCUGGAUGCUGGGACUCUUGCAGGGUGCUUUUGCACUGACGGGAUUCGAUGCCACCGCUCACAUGAUAGAAGAAAUCCCGGACCCCCAGCGUCAAGGGCCUAAAAUCAUGUUGUACUGUAUCGGUAUUGGCAUGUUCACCGGCUUCAUCUUUCUCACCUGCCUUCUUCUCGUCACCAAGGACAUUGACGCCGUCAUCAAGGCACCGUGGGGACCCCUCCUCCAGGUCUUUAUGGAUGCUACCAACAGCAAAGCCGGUAGCGUGUGCAUGCUGAUUUUCCCCAUUGUCUGCAUGCUGUUCACAGCCAUCACCAUCAUGUGCACCAGCAGCCGCAUGAGCUAUGCCUUUGCCCGAGAUCGCGGCAUGCCGUUUUCUAGCGUCUUUGCCAAGGUGCAUCCCACGCUCGACGUGCCGCUCAAUGCACUGAUUUGGACUGCGGCAUGGGUAAUCAUUUUUGGGUGCAUCUUCCUGGGCUCGAGUAGCACCUUCAACGCCAUCACCUCGGCGUCUGUUGUUGCCCUGGGAGUGACUUAUGCCAUCCCCCCUGCUAUAAACGUUCUUCGUGGGCGUCGCAUGCUGCCCGAAGAUCGUCCGUUCAAGAUUCCAGAACCGUUUGGCUGGAUCCUGAAUAUUAUUGGAAUUCUUUGGUCCAUACUCACCACGGUUCUGUUCGUCUUCCCACCCGAGCUUCCCGUUACUGGCAGCAACAUGAAUUACGCCAUUGCUGCCUUUGGAAUCAUCCUUCUCAUUGCCGGAGGAACGUGGAUCUUUGAUGGCCGCAAGAACUACCAUGGACCUCAAUUAAAUAUUGAAGGCCUAAUGCAAGGAACAGUGGAAGGUAUGGACCCUACAGAAGAGAAAUCGGAUCAUAGUCCAAGCAACGGAAAGGAAGAGUGGGUGUCCUAG